Austrofundulus limnaeus is the source of this 4475-nucleotide messenger RNA. It is a transcript of the gene sema4bb, whose product is annotated as sema domain, immunoglobulin domain (Ig), transmembrane domain (TM) and short cytoplasmic domain, (semaphorin) 4Bb. Gene Ontology annotation, molecular function: chemorepellent activity; semaphorin receptor binding. Gene Ontology annotation, cellular component: plasma membrane. Lineage: Eukaryota; Metazoa; Chordata; Actinopteri; Cyprinodontiformes; Rivulidae. Gene Ontology annotation, biological process: negative chemotaxis; positive regulation of cell migration; semaphorin-plexin signaling pathway. The record is from RefSeq and is a predicted model, not a curated record.
GCGUUUAGUUUGGUUGAAGGAGGAUGAUGCGCUUGGUUCUCGGUCUCCUGGAUUAAAAGUAUCCGUUAAUGUCGGUGUCUGGACGCUUCGUGAGGAUUUUAAUCACUUUCUGCUCCUAUUUGUCGGCUCCUCCCAAGGAAGGAGUGUUUUUUUUUGUUCUCCGCAGCUCGUUUGAUCUAAGAAGACGGCUGCAUGUCGGAGCUUAACGUCGACCAAUGGAGGAGUGCUGGAAGUACAGAAAAACAAGCAGACUUUAAGCCGGAAAGGAAUCUUCUUCUUCUUCUUCUGUGAGUUUGCUAACUGUGUGUAAAGACCUUUGGGAGUACAAGAAUCCAGUCAAGGACACGUUCAUCCACCCCACCGCNCCCCCACCCCCCAGCCUUCGAGAAGAUGAGAGUAGAAAAAUAAAGCUCGGUGCAGUCCAGAAGAGCUUCAUGAAUCCAAAUAAACCUUAAAACAAACUCUGUAGGAAUCAGCCGGCCAUGUGCGCGUUAGCUGCAACCGUCCAGCGUCUCGUGGCCGCUGCGCUGCUAUUGGCUGGAGCCGUCCAAUCAGUGAGUGACGCUGAGGAUGAUGUCACACCACGCAUCAGUUUCCCCCACAAUGCGAAGGAGAGAUCGGCCAAGAGAUUCUCGGCGGACGGCGUCUUCAAUUACACGUCCCUGCUGCUCAGCCAGGAGGACGACAUGCUGUACGUCGGAGCCAGGGAGGCGCUGUUCGCCCUCAGCCUCUCGGACAUCAGCAAGACCAAGCUGCGGAGGAAUCUGACGUGGGGCACUCCUGCUGGAAAGCGAGAAGAGUGCAGCUUUAAAGGGAAAAACCUAGAGAACACGUCAACCUUCUCCUUGGAAAGGGACGAAGCGGGCGAGGUGGUGCUGGAGGAUGGGCGCAGCCGCUGUCCUUUUAACCCAGAAUACAAGUCCACUGCCAUCAUAGUGGAUGGAGAGUUGUACACCGGUACCGUCAGUAACUUCCAGGGGAACGAGCCGGUCAUUUACAAAAGUCUGGGUCAGGGAACGGCUCUGAAAACUGAGAACUCUUUAAAAUGGCUGCAAGAUCCCGUCUUUGUUGGCACGACGUACAUCGAGGAGAGUCAGCCCGCAGGAAAUCCCGUGGGCGACGACGACAAGAUUUACUUCUUCUUCAGCGAGGCGGGGAAAGAGAUCGACUUCUUCGACAACACCAUCGUGUCGAGGAUUGCCCGCGUGUGUAAGGGUGACAGAGGAGGUGAGCGAGUGCUGCAGAAGAAGUGGACGACCUUCCUGAAGGCUCAGCUGCUGUGCUCCCUCCCCGACGACGGCUUCCCCUUCAACAUCAUCCAGGACAUGUUCGUCCUGAAGCCCACGGGCGACAGCUGGGAGAGCACCGUCUUCUACGGCGUCUUCACGUCACAGUGGUAUAAAGGAGCGUCGGGCAGCUCGGCGGUGUGCGCCUUCAGCAUGGCGCAGGUGGAGGCAGCCUUCAACGGCCGGUACCGAGAGGUGAACAGAGAGACCCAACAGUGGUACACCUACAACCACCCAGUACCAGAACCACGACCCGGGGCGUGCGUGACCAACCACGCCAGACAAAUGAGCAUCCACUCGUCCCUGCACAUGCCGGAUAAAGUGCUGAACUUUGUGAAGGACCACUUCCUGAUGGACGGCGUGAUCCGCAGCGCCCCCUUGCUGCUGAAGCGCAGCGUGCGCUACACGCAGAUCGCCGUGCACAAGAUCCAGGGCAUGGAGCGGGCUUACGACGUGCUCUUCAUCGGAACGGAUGACGGGAAGCUCCACAAAGCCAUUAACGCCAACGACAAGAUGCACAUCAUCGAGGAGCUGGUUCUGUUCGCAGAGCCUCAGCCCGUGCAGCACAUCGAACUGGACUCUCAGCGGGGUUUGUUGUUCGUCUCGUCGUACUCGGGCCUGGUGGAGGUUCCCGUGGCCAACUGUUCCAACUACCUGAGCUGCGGCGAGUGCGUGUUGUCCAGAGACCCCUACUGCGCCUGGAACGGGUCGGUGUGCCGGGACGUCAGGAUGGCUCCGCCCGACAGCCACUGGCAGCAGGACGUGGAGGAGGCGGACACGUCAGCCAUUUGCAAUGCGACAAUUUCCAGCCCCAGAUCUGCCAGACCAACAGCUGCCCGUGGUUCCCGUUGCAAGCCCAUUACAAUCCCAGCCAACACAUUUCGAGUCCUGCCCUGUAAGCUGCGCUCCAACCUGGCUCAGAGGAAGUGGCGCUACAGCGACCGCUCCAGACAGUUCCUGUACGCCACCCCGGAGGGGAACCUGGUGGUGGUGGCCCAGUCCGAGCACACGGAGACGUACGAGUGCUGGUCCGAGGAGGAGGGCUUCCGCCAGCUGCUGGCCAACUACUGCGUGAGAGCGGAGCCCCGCCUGGAAAGCACCACCCCCGUCGGACACUCGCGCACGCCCCACUUCCCCCGGGAGGAGACCAUCAUCCUGCCGGGCGAGUCUCGCUCCCAGCAGGUCCACACCAAGACCUACUGGAACGAGCUGAUUGUGGUGUGCGCCCUGUUGGCGUUCUCCCUCGUCGUCUUCUCCUUGUUCGUCGUCUACAGGAACCGGGACCACAUGAAGUCCAUGCUGAAGCAGGGCGAGUGCCCCAGCAUGCAGCAGAAGAAGCCCAGGAUGGUCGGGAAGCCCGCGGAGAGCCUGCCCCUCAACGGCAACACCGUCCCCGUCUCACUUUCGGACCACAAGGGCUACCAGACGCUGGACGACGUCUACGUCUGCAGCACGCCCACGCACGAGUCCUCCCCGGACAACAGCAAGAGCUUCUCCGAGUCCUCGGACAGGCGGCCGCUCAACGCGAAGGAGAGCCACGUGGAGUACUCCCCGACCUGCCCUCGGCCCAGAGUCCGGUUAGGCUCCGAGAUCAAAGACUCCAUCGUGUGAGACACUCACGGUACGGACCACCCAGCACCGGAGAGGAAACCCUGACAUCCUCCCACGUCACGGCGCAUCUUUUUCUUUCAGCCAUCUCAGCUCUGAUCAGUGAGGAGGGCGUGUUUGUUUCAUGUUUCCACUCCGAAGCCAGAGGUUGGGCUGGUUUGUCGCUGCGGCACAACACGUCAGCAUCAACCACAAAAACCAUGGCAGCUGCUAAUAUGAUUCCAUCGGUCUGUUUCUGAACUCUUCUCGUGGCCUCUAACAACCUGUGUGUGUGUCUGUGUGAGAGAGAGAGCAAAGGGCUGGGUAAUAUAAGGGACACAGUUAAUACCACCUUACACAGAACACAUGUUUCUGUGUGGAGCGGCGUCUCUGUUGGGUACGCAUCGUGAAACGUCUGUCGAGUCAAAAAGCGUCGAUGCUCGCCCAGCUCUUCUUUGAGUAAUCUUGCACAGCUUCUGCAGAAGGUGGCGCCUCCACACUUCUGCUUUUCUGCACACGCAGGCUCCAGCGACGUGGUGACGAGGAGUUCAGGUUAAAGUGAAAUUCAUUUUCCUUGUCAUUCAGCACAUUUUGUUUCCCCUUUUUGUGCGGAGUAAAUGUGUGAGCCGAAACCUGAGGCAAAGGUUGGGAGACUGCGCUGCUGUUGGAGGACAUCAAGACGGGACACAAAAAAAAGCAGCUUAUUCUUGUCCUCUGAGGCCUAAACACUGUCAUUUACCUCCUGAAUGUAUGCUUGUUGUGGAAAUGUGGUCACCCGCAAAAACUGCUCCACUUUAAAAGGAAAACAUUCUGCUCAUCUGGUCGUUUGACGGGAUUGAAAGGAAGCUGCCACUGUGGGUUCAGACACAAAACCCAGAUGAGCUUCGGAGGAAAGAAUACAGAAAGGUGGAAAAUAUGGAAACAGCGUCACCUUUUUGACAUAUUCAGGGCAGCACUGAAAUCACCACAUGUACUGUGCCAAAAAAUAACAACAAAUAAAAAUAAUAAUGACUAAAUCUAAAUGCAAUAGUGCCAUCCUGUCACGGCCACGUCACGGUUUGCAUCAAUCAUCCUUUAAGAGCACACGGUGAUGGAUCCAGGGUCGGGUUUUCCACUAAAUGUAUUGUGGCACUAAUAAUAAAUAAAUGUGAAGGUCAAAGUUGGGAGUUUCUCUUAAGACUGUUAGCUCAUAGCAGUGUUUGUAAAAGCGGUUUCUCUUCAUGUUGAGUUUGAGUCGGGCCAAAAAAACAACAUGGAGGUUCACCAUGUGCUUGUCUGCCUUCAUUCUGAAACUUAUCCAAGUACUUUGCAGACACCAGAGUUAAAGUGGGAUGGACAGGACAAACGAUAUAAAGUCACAAAACAAUACUUGGCACAAAAAGUCAAUAAGUGCGUGUUUGGUAGGUUGUUUCUUUGUUGUAACAAUGCUACUUGGCAAUAAAUCUUAAACAAACUGGCAACACCUGGAGGUACCAGAAGCUUUAAACAAGUGUGGAAGUUCAGAGUAGAAAGAAGCUGAAAAGGUUUAACAUCAAAACUGUUUAUGCGAGUUAAAUUUGAACAGAUGACCUUUGCAGAAAGUAGGACAACAAAAGUAAAAAA